Columba livia (rock pigeon) is the source of this 5600-nucleotide messenger RNA. RefSeq lists its product as uncharacterized. Gene Ontology annotation, molecular function: RNA polymerase II cis-regulatory region sequence-specific DNA binding; DNA-binding transcription factor activity, RNA polymerase II-specific. Gene Ontology annotation, biological process: regulation of transcription by RNA polymerase II. The record is from RefSeq and is a predicted model, not a curated record. NCBI's taxonomy places the organism in Eukaryota, Metazoa, Chordata, Aves, Columbiformes, Columbidae.
UCCCGAAACCCCGGAGCUGGACCCAUCCCGGUGUCGGGUGACCCCGAAAUUCCGGAGCCGUCCCCAGUGUCGGGUGACCGGGCUCGACCGAAAUCCUGGAGCUGGACCCAUCCCACCACCAGUCGACGCCGAAAUCCUGGAGCUGGACCCCUCCCCGUUAUCGGGCGACCCCGAAAUCCUGGAGCUGGACCGACGUCCCCCCUGGGUCCCCCCAGAGCCGCCCCGGGCCGGGGGACCCUGCGCUGGACCGUGGUGCAGCAGCUGGAGCGCCCGCCGGCAAAUCCGGCGGCUCCUUCCCGCCGUUCAAGAGCAUCAUCGUCCUGCAGAAGAGCUACGAGUGCGGCGAGUGCGGCAAGAGCUUCAGCUGCCGCUCGCACUUCGGCAAACACCGGCGCACGCACACGGGCGAGCGGCCCUUCCGCUGCCGCCACUGCGGCAAGAGCUUCAACGUCAGCUCCAACCUCUACCGGCACAGCGCGCGCACUGGCGCCGAGACGGCGACCGCGCCGGCGACGCCGCCGUUCCGCUGCGACCACUGCGGCAAGAGCUUCAGCCUCAGCUCCAACCUGCACCGGCACCAGCGCGCGCACGGCGUGGAGGCGGCGGUGCCGACUACGCCAACGCGGGCGGUGCCGACUACGCCAACGUUGUCCGUGCCGACUACGCCAAUGCGAGCGGCGCCGGCUACUCCAACAUUGUCAGUGCCGACUACGCCAACGCUGUCGGUGCCGACUACGCCAACGCUGUCGGUGCGACUCCGCCGGCGCGAGCGCGGCGCCGUUCCACUGCGCCCACUGCGGGAAGAGCUUCUGGUGGAGCUCGCACUGGGAGCGGCACCGGCGCGUCCACACGGGCGAGCGGCCCUACCAGUGCCCCGAGUGCGGCAAGAGCUUCAGCCGCAGCUCCCACCUACCGCACCAGCGCACGCACGCCGGCGGCCGCUCCUACAUCUGCAGCUACUGCGGGCGCAGCUUCGGCAGCACCGUGCGCUUCGAGCGGCACCAGCGCACCCACACGGGCCGGCGGCCCUACAAGUGCACCCAGUGCCGCAAGAGCUUCGGCGACGGGCCGGCGCUGGUGAAGCACCAGCGGCUGCACCUGGGCGAGGCGCGCGGGGCCGGCGCGGCGCCAACCGCGAGAAGCCCGUACCGCUGCGGCCACUGCGGCAAGAGCUUCUCGUGGUGCUCGCACUGGGAGCGGCACCAGCGCAUCCACACCGGCGAGCGGCCCUACCAGUGCGGGGACUGCGGGAAGCGCUUCGGGAGGACGUCGCACCUGUACCGGCACCAGCGCACGCACGCCGGCGGCAAACCCACACGUGUGCGGCGACUGCGGGGAAGAGCUUCAACAGCACCGUCCACUUCCAGAAGCACCAGCGGGCCCACGGCGGCGCGCGGGGGGAGGGGGAGGCGGCGGGGGGGGCGCGGCGUUUUGGGGGGGGCGGCGCCCGGGCCCGGCGGCAAGCGCGGGGGCGCGGGAAAGGGGCGGCGGGGGAGGAGGCGGCGCAGCUCUGAGCGGGAGCGGCGGCGCCGGGGGGUGGGCGCGGUGGGGUGGGCGCGUUGGGUUGACCACAUUGGGUUGAGUGCGUUGGGCCUCAUUUUGGGGCGUUUUGCCUCAUUUCGGGUCUGGAUUUGCCUCAUUUUAAGGGGCACUUGGGCUUAUUUUGGGCUGCUUUGCCUCAUUUUUGGCGUGUUUUGCCUCAUUUUGGUCAUUUUUGGGUCAUUUUCCCUCAUUUCGACCCGGAUUUGGGGGGGGGGGGUGAUGUCCCCUCGGGGCCGCCAGGGGGCGCGGGUGCGCGCAGAAAGGGGAGGGGGGAGAGGGGCGUGGUCUCCUCCGUCACAUCCGGUCCGGCGGCCCCGCCCCCCCCGGCGCUCUCUCCGGUCGCUCCCCGUUCGGCUCCCCCGCCCCCCCCUCCCCUCCCCCCACCCCCCCCAGGUGAUUCGGGGUCCCCUCCCCCCCCCCCCCAGGGACCCGGAUGCUGGGGGGUGGUGGGGGGGGUCCCCAAAACGACACGUGACCCGCGCAGCACAGAAAGGGGCGGGAGCCCCCAAACCGGGGCGGGGGGGGGGGGGGGAGGGGGGGGGGAGGGGGGGGAACCCCCGGGUGCCCCAAAAGGGGUGGGGGGGGCGCCCCAAAAAAUGGGCUGAAAAGCCCCUUGGGACCCCAAAAUCAGCCCCUUCCCCCCCCGCCCAGGGUCCCAAACCCCCCCCCCCCGGAUCUGGGGGUCACGAUGCAGGAGAACUACGAGGACGUCAUUUCCCUGGCCGAGGAAAUCGCCAUCAGUUGGCCCCGAAUCGCCGCCUUCGCCGAAUCGCAGCGCCGGCGCCCGGCACCCGAGGCGGCGGUGGAGCCGGGACCCGCGGAGCCGCCCGGGGACGCCGGGGGGGCGUGGCCGCGGCGGGGGGCGUGGCGGCGGCGGGGGGCGGGGCCCCGGAGCUGCGGCGCCAGCUGGGGCGCCUCCUGCAGGCGGCGGGGCGGCGCCGCGUGGAGCUGAUGCUGCGGGAGCUGCUGCGCGAGCCCGAGGCGGGGGAGGGGCGGCGGCCGCGCGGGAAGGAGCCCGGCCACGGAGCCGCGGUGCCGCCCACCGCGACCCCCGACCCGCGCGCCCCGUCCCCCCCGGCGCCCGACGCGGCGUCCCCGGCGUCCCCGGCGCCGCGCCCCCCCCCCGGCGGCUGCUCCGAGUGCUCCCGGCGCCACCCGGCGCCGCCUCGGCGCUGCCGCCCGUGCGUCCGGCGCCGGCGCCGCGACCCCCCCGCCGACAAGCCGCACCGCUGCGGCGACUGCGGCAAAGGCUUCAGCCGCGGCUCCAACCUGGCGCAGCACCGGCGCAUCCACACGGGCGAGCGGCCGCACCGCUGCGGCGACUGCGGCAAAGGCUUCAUCCAGAAGUCCGACCUGGAGCGGCACCGGCGCGUGCACACGGGCGAGCGGCCGUACCCGUGCGCCGACUGCGGCAAGCGCUUCAGCGUCAGCUCGCACCUCGACCGGCACCGGCGCGUCCACGCCGGGCCCGGCCCCCCCGCCCCGGCGCGGCCGCGCGCUCCGGCGCCCCCGGCGCCCCACGGCUGCCCCGACUGCGGCAAGAGCUUCGUGCAGCGCGCGGCGCUGGCCAAGCACCGCAAGACGCACGCGGGCGAGCGGCCGCACCGCUGCGGCGACUGCGGCAAGAGCUUCAGCCGCGGCUCCAACCUCACCCAGCACCGGCGCAUCCACACGGGCGAGCGGCCGCACCGCUGCGGCGACUGCGGCAAAGGCUUCAUCCAGAAGUCCGACCUGGAGCGGCACCGGCGCGUCCACACGGGCGAGCGGCCGUACGCCUGCGCCGACUGCGGCAAGCGCUUCAGCGUCAGCUCGCACCUCGACCGGCACCGCAAGGUCCACGCGGCGCAGGCGGCGGCGCCGCGCUGCCCCGAGCACCUCGCCGGCUUCCUGCCCGCCCACCGGCGCGGGCGGCUGUUCCGGUGCGGCCAGAGCGCCGCGGCGAAGGCGGCGGCGCCGAAGCGCGAGGGGAAGAGCCGCGGGGCGCGCGAGCCAUGCGCCGAUUGCGGCCGCGAGACGGCGCCGGGAGCCGCCGAGAAGCCGUUCGAGUGCGGCGAGUGCGGCAAGAGCUUCGGGCAGCGCUCGGCGCUGGUGAAGCACCGGCGCAUCCACAGCGGCGAGAAGCCGUUCGCCUGCGGCGACUGCGGCAAAGGGUUCAUCCAGAAGUCCGACCUCACCAUCCACCGGCGCAUGCACACCGGCGAGAAGCCGUACCGCUGCGGCGACUGCGGCAAGUGCUUCAGCGUGUCGUCCAACCUCAUCACGCACCGGCGCACGCACCUGGGCGAGAAGCCGUACCGGUGCGGCGAGUGCGGCAAGAGCUUCAUCCAGCGCUCGGAACUCACCAUCCACCACCGCGUGCACACCGGCGAGAAGCCCUACAAGUGCGGGCAGUGCGGGAAGAGCUUCAGCCGCAGCUCCCACCUCAACCGGCACCACCGCACCCACGGCGCCGCGGCGGACAAGGCCAAGGGCGGCGGCGCCGGCCCCGCCCCCUUCGCGCCGCCGGGGGGGCCCCCCGGCCAAUCGCUGGCGCCGCUGGGCGGGGGGGCGGCGCUGGAGCUGCCCUGGCCCCUCCCCUUCCCCGCGCGGCCCUUCCCCCCGGGGCCGCUGGCGCCCAACGCGGCGCCGCCCACGCCGCCGCUCGUCAACUGAGCGGGAACGGGCGCGGGGGAGGAGCCACGGAGCGCUGGCCACGCCCCCCGCGCCCGCGGCCAAUGGGCGGCGAGCUCACACGGCCAACCGGGGUCGAGCCCGAAGACCCAACGGGGGUUGGUGUCAAAGACCUGGCGUUGGGUCUAAUCACCUCGGUGGCUAAUUAAUGACCUUGUUAAUUAGGGGAGGGGCCCACCUCACUCAUUAGGGAGUUGGGAGGUUCCCCUCUUGGCUCCGCCCCCUCCCCGGCCCCUCCCCCAACUGGUUUUGGCCCCAAAGACCCAACUGGGGUUGAACUGAAACCCAACGGGGGUUGGUGCCAAAGACCCGGCGUUGGGUCUAAUCACCUCGGUGGCUAAUUAAUGAUCCCGUUAAUUAGGGGAGGGGCCAUUCUCGCUAAUUAGGGGCUGGGGAGGUUCCCCUCUUGGCUCCGCCCCCUCCCGGUCUCCCCGGCCCCGCCCCCAGCACCCAACUGGUGUCGACCCCAAAGACCCAACUGGGGUUGGUGUCAAAGACCCGUCGUUGGCAGCUUCUUGCCUCAGUGGCUAAUUAAUGACCUUGUUAAUUAGGGCAUGGAGAUGUCACCCUCAUUCGGUGGCUCCGCCCUCAUCCCGCCCUCCCCGGGCCCUCGGCCAAUGGGCAUCGAGCUCACACGGCCAACCGGGGUCGACCCGAAGACCCAACAGGGGUUGGAGUCAAAGACCCAGCAUUGGGUCUAAUCCCCUCGGUGGCUAAUUAAUGAUCUCGUUAAUUAGGGGAGGGGCCAACCUCACUCAUUAGGGGGUGGGGAAGUUCCCCUCUUGGCCCCGCCCCCUCCCCAGCCCCUCCCCCAACUGGUUUUGGCCCCAAAGACCCAACUGGGGUUGAACUGAAACCCAACGGGGGUUGGAGUCAAAGACCCAGCGUUGGGUCUAAUCACCUCGGUGGCUAAUUAAUGAUCUCGCUAAUUAGGGGAGGGGCCAAUCUCACUAAUUAGGGGGUGGGGAGGUUCCCCUCUUGGCCCCUCCCCCAACACCCCGUUUUGGGGGCAGCUCCUCCCACAGCCAAUCAACCUCGGCAGCUAAUUAAGGAUUAAUUAAGGGCCGAGGGAAUAAUUUCAAGCCCCGUUCGUGUUCUCCCCCCUCCCCCCCGCCGGGGUUUUGGGGCAGAAAGAAGCAAAUUCAGUCCAUUCCGCACUUAACGACGAUUGGUAACGAGGCUCAAACUGAACCAAAGUCCCCAAACUGAGGCGGAAAACGCGACUUUGGGGCUUUUCCCCGUUUUCUGUGAAUUUCCCUCUUUUUGCCGUUUUUGGGGGGUCGGGGGGGUGGGAAAUGGGGCAUUUUGGGGGGUUUUUGUUACUUUAGUGGUUUGUAUUUGGGGUUCAAUGAAUAAAAUCGGGCGCCAAGAAACGUGCCAAAAAACGA